Molecule: messenger RNA, 670 nt
Organism: Suillus discolor
Lineage: Eukaryota; Fungi; Basidiomycota; Agaricomycetes; Boletales; Suillaceae
Exons: 6
Coding region: 1-570 (189 amino acids)
Source: RefSeq, a predicted model, not a curated record
AUGACGAACGUGUGGUCCUCUAGUACAUGCUACUUCGCCGAGUUCGUAGUAUACGGAUUCAUUUUCAGUCGAGAGGAGUUGCAAGUGGUGCCACGUUCAAAAACAUCCUCUCCUGCUAGUGUACCAUUGUCUUGGAAGUGCUGGAGCCCAGUAAUGACACGUUUUUCUAAUGCCCAACCCACAAGGUUCGCUCCGGAUGAAAUCAUAAGACCACUAGUAGAGCGAUAUGUUGCUAGCGGGUACAGCAAUCCGGAGGUUAUAUCACGUCUUCGAACACACAAGGAGACCAGUAAUUUCAAGAUAUCACUUAGCCUCCUGAAAAAGCGCCGCUCAGAAUGGGGACUCAAGUCUACCCGUGGUCAAGCACACAAUCAAGAGCAUCGGACCUGCAAUCGGAUUCACCAACGAUUCCCCAAACAAGGUUCUCACGACAUGAAGCAAACACUGCUGCAGGAGGAGCAGCUUAUGGUUCCGAGAACCUUAAUACUCCAGUAUAUGAACGUACCAUCGUCCGGAUGUCAGGAGACCCCCAUCAUGUUCCUUUACCGUCCAUCGCUCUCGCAGAUAUAGAUCGCUUCACCAGGGCAAUACGAGAUUCAUCUAGGAUGAACCCAGGGGAGUUGAGGACGGAUCUCAUAGUCCUCUUGCAGAUAACAUGGGACCAGAUCAU